Molecule: messenger RNA, 2820 nt
Organism: Fibroporia radiculosa
Lineage: Eukaryota; Fungi; Basidiomycota; Agaricomycetes; Polyporales; Fibroporiaceae
Exons: 7
Coding region: 1-2820 (939 amino acids)
Biological process (GO): ribosomal large subunit assembly; translation
Cellular component (GO): cytosolic large ribosomal subunit; ribosome
Molecular function (GO): RNA binding; structural constituent of ribosome; protein binding
Source: RefSeq, a predicted model, not a curated record
AUGAGUCACCGUAAGUACGAGGCCCCCCGCCAUGGUUCGCUUGGAUUUCUGCCGCGAAAGCGUGCGGCGCGCCAUCGUGGAAAGGUCAAGGCAUUCCCCAAGGACGAUUCCAAGAAACCUGUCCAUUUGACGGCUAUCAUGGGUUACAAGGCUGGAAUGACGCAUGUCGUCCGUGAUCUUGACCGUCCUGGAUCUAAGAUGCACAAGAGAGAAGUCGUUGAGGCUGUAACCAUUAUCGAGACACCCCCGCUGGUUGUUGUCGGUGUCGUCGGUUACGUCGAGACACCCCGUGGUCUUCGUACCCUCACGACUGUCUGGGCAUCGCACUUGUCUGAUGAACUUAAGCGCCGGUUCUACAAGAACUGGUACCGUUCGAAGAAGAAGGCUUUCACUCGGUAUGCGAAGAAGCAUGCGGAGGACGGUGGGAAGUCUAUCGCCCGAGAGCUUGAGCGUAUCCGAAAAUACUGCACUGUCGUUCGCGUUCUUGCUCACACGCAGAUUCGCAAGACCGGUCUCAGCCAGAAGAAGGCGCAUCUUAUGGAGAUUCAGGUGAAUGGUGGUUCAAUCGCGGAUAAAGUUGAAUUCGCGCACGGACUGUUCGAGAAGCCUGUGGAGGUUGGUACUGUGUUUGAGCAGGAUGAGGUGGUCGAUGUCAUCGCCGUGACGAAGGGACACGGUUUCGAAGGUGUGACUCACCGGUGGGGUACCAAGAAACUCCCUCGUAAGACGCACAAGGGUCUUCGCAAGGUUGCCUGUAUCGGUGCUUGGCAUCCGUCGAAGGUCAUGUUCUCAGUCGCUCGUGCUGGUCAAAACGGUUAUCACCAUCGAACUGAACUGAACAAGAAGAUCUACCGCAUUGGCUCGGGUGACGAUGAGGCGAAUGCUUCGACUGAACACGAUAUAACGAAGAAGACGAUUACACCUAUGGGUGGCUUCCCUCACUACGGUAUUGUCAAGAACGAUUACCUAAUGUUGAAAGGCUCUAUUCCCGGCACGAAGAAGCGUGUGAUUACUAUCCGCAAAUCACUCAUGGUGCACACGUCCCGUCGGGAUCUCGAGAAAGUGCAGCUCAAGUUCAUUGACACGUCGUCGAAGUUUGCUCGUCUUUCCGUGCCCGAUAUUAGCGAGAGGACCCCCUCCCAUGGGGAGGAUAAUAGCACGCAUGACAACUCGACCGGCGUCGAUAACGAGAAACAACUAUCCGUCUCUCCAAAAACGAACACAGGCAGACGCCAUCCUCUCAUACCCCCGAUCCAAACCACGAAAAAAGGUUCGACUACGAACUCGUCUCGAACUCAAGAGCAUCUCGUCGUUGCGCCCGUGUCUCGGGCAAUUGCGUCGUACCUGUCGGCAGGGACGUCGCGCUCGCUUGAUGUUUCCAUGGGGUUGUCCAAGCUAACCUAUCCGGAACUGUCUACGAAUAUCUUACAGCACGAGGGUACUUCGAUCGUUAACCAGGAUUUCGGAAAAGGCCGAGAGUACUUCGAAGAAAUAUUGGCAAAUACGUCGUCGGCCUCGGAAGCAUGGGAUGCCUACCAGCGAUUAAUGGAAUUCCCUCGUCCCGCAACCAAUGCUCUGGUCGUCCAUUAUGCUCUCCUCCAUCGCCUCGCUCGUCUUCUCAUGUCUGUUCGUCCACGGACUAGGUCACUUUUUCUACGUCUUCUUUCUGUUCUGACCUCCUUGUAUACAUCCGGUGGGCGUGUGCACAAGUGGGAGUGGAAUGCCUUGAUCGAUUGCGCUGGAAAGGGCUGGCGGAAGACGAGGAUAGAAGAUUUUCAAGCUGCAUUGGACGUAUAUAACGAUAUGGUCUCCCGCAAGGCACCUGGUGCAGCCUUUAAUUGCAAUCAGCACGAUUUGGCAUGCCAUGAUUAUGGCCUCGAUGAAAGCUCAGUCCCCCAACCAGACAUUUUUACUUACACAACCCUACUGCAUAUUGCUGGUCGAACGCUCAAUAUCGCUGCUUUGCGCCAUGCAACAAAUAUGCUGGAGUCAUCUGGAAUACCCCGUAAUCGCAUCACCCAUCUCGUGCUCGUCCGCUAUUUUACCAGGAAAGGCGACCUCCUUGGCGUGCGGGCGUCCCUUUUAAGGAUGAGGCAGGAUGGUCAUGAACUUGGCUUGGAUGGUAUUAAUGCAUGUGUAUGGGCAUAUGCACGGAAUGGCCGCAUUGACAUUGCUGCGCUUCUAUACCGAGUCCUAAGGCAUAACCUAAUACCCGAAGACGAGCUAGGAGCAUAUGAAAUCGAGACGGCGAUUGAACAGCUGGCUACCACCGAAGGCCUUGUGGUUCCCAGACACCUCAAACCUGACGCAACGAUGUAUUAUGCCCUUAUCCAAUGCUAUGCAUACCAUGGCGACCUUGUCCAGGCUUUGCGCAUAUUCAGCGACAUGAUCACGACAAAUGAACAGGAGCGUUUUAUGCAAAGCGAUCUCGACGCAGUCGACCCAUCGUGGACGGAUAGAUCGCCUACGUUACCAGCGUUCCGGUCCAUCUUCCUGGGUUUUGCUCGCCAUGGAGGUAGAACUGCACAAAGAUUUCAGGAUGCUGGCCCUCUCACACGCCAACUGACGUCUUCCGCGUGGACUAUGGAUAAUCUCGACGCCCUAUUCACCAGCUUCAUCAGACUACCCCACGAAGCCAGACCUAGUGACAGGACAAUUUAUUGGCUGUUGAUGGCCUACGACAAGCUAAGUGGACAUGCAAACUGGAAGUUGCGCAGGAUCUGGGAGCAACUGGAAGAGAGAUUCGGUGGCGGGUGGGGAGGGAGACUGGAGCGAUUCAAAACAAGGAUUUAUGAUAGUUCAGAGACCAAAAAAGAAUAG